This is a messenger RNA of Protomyces lactucae-debilis, 1576 nucleotides long. RefSeq names its product ZPR1 zinc-finger domain-containing protein. The coding region runs from base 77 to 1489 and encodes 470 amino acids. The transcript has a single exon. Gene Ontology annotation, molecular function: zinc ion binding. Lineage: Eukaryota; Fungi; Ascomycota; Taphrinomycetes; Taphrinales; Protomycetaceae. The record is from RefSeq and is a predicted model, not a curated record. Gene Ontology annotation, cellular component: cytoplasm; nucleus.
AGAAAUUCGAGAAGCAGAAAUGACGAAGCCUUCACUUAGUUCACUGUAAUACUCACUCUGCAUUCUCUGCUAGUACAUGAUGGCAGAGCCUCAGGAACAAGUCGUCACUGCACCUCAAGUAUUUGCAACUAUCGGCGACCAGGCAGAAUCAGGCGACUAUGACGAAAAUAAGGUCGUGGACGAAAUUGAGUCCAUGUGCAUGAAUUGCCACGAGAAUGGCAUGACAAAGCUGCUGCUCACUGUCAUUCCCUUCUUCAAAGAAGUCAUCUUGAUGUCCUUUGAGUGCCCGCAUUGUCACUUCAAAAACAGCGAGAUCCAAGCGGCAGGACAGAUCCAGGAGCGUGGAUCGCGAUAUUCACUUCGGGUGAUGAACAAGGAGGACAUGGACCGCCAAGUCGUCAAGUCAGAGUCAUGCGUUUGUCGCUUUGUUGAACUUGAUGUUGAGAUUCCAGCACAACGCGGUCAACUGACAACAGUCGAAGGCCUGCUUGGCAAUGUCCUCGAAGAUCUUGCCGUUGGCCAGGACGUACGCAAAACAGAGCAGCCGGAAGCAUAUGAAAAGAUCUCUGCGUUCUUGGAGAAAGGACGAGCCAUGCUCGAAGGUAAAGCGCUGCCUUUUACAGUCAUUGUGGAUGAUAUUGCGGGCAACUCAUGGAUUGAGCCAAAGCAGUCAGAUGCGCAACAUACAUGGAACAGGGUCGACUAUCUGCGCUCACCUGCACAAAAUGCAAAGCUAGGUUUGGGAAAUCCUGAAGCGCCUGAUGUGGAUGACAUUCAUCCAGAUGAAGUCCAUACCUUCCCUGCGUCAUGCCCUUCGUGUGCGCGUCCAUGCGAUACUCACAUGAAGCUUGUGGAUAUCCCACACUUCAAAGAGGUGGUCAUCAUGUCUACAGCCUGUGAUGGCUGUGGCUACAAAUCGAAUGAAGUCAAGACAGGUGGUGCCAUUCCGAAUGAAGGUCGUAAAAUCACCUUUCAAGUGGAAGAUGCGGAUGACUUGGCCCUUGAUAUCCUCAAGAGUGAGAGUUGCGCCAUGUCAUGUCCAGAGCUGUCGCUUGAUUUGCAUCCAGGAACACUCGGUGGUCGUUUCACAACGAUUGAGGGAUUAUUGGCACAAGUCUAUGAUGAACUCUAUGGCCGCGUCUACUCUGCUGGUAGUGACUCGCGGACGUCGGAUGAACGAACACGGUGGGAAGGGUUCUUGAAGAAGCUGACUAUGGCGCGAGAGGGUAAACUGCCCUUUACGCUGAUUUUGGAUGAUCCACUGGCGGCUUCUUACCUGCAGAACCCAUAUGCGCCUGAACCGAACCCACAGAUGACGGUCGAGACGUAUGAGCGGACAGAAGAGCAGAAUGAGGACUAUGGUCUGAAUGAUAUUCGGACGAGUGGAUAUGAAGCAGAUCACCAGGAGGAAUUGCUGGCACAACAGCGAGACCGUGUUGUGGAAGGAGGCGAGGAACCUGCGUAUCCCGAAGGUGCUCCUGCUGCUUGACAGUAUCUAUAGUGGAUGAUGAAGCAUACAUAUGGGAGUGAAGGUAGUCAAAGUAGUCUUGAUGCUGCUCGUUUGGAUAUUUGCGGC